Molecule: messenger RNA, 1570 nt
Organism: Fopius arisanus
Lineage: Eukaryota; Metazoa; Arthropoda; Insecta; Hymenoptera; Braconidae
Gene: Drip
Product: aquaporin homolog protein drip
Exons: 4
Coding region: 171-926 (251 amino acids)
Biological process (GO): transmembrane transport
Cellular component (GO): plasma membrane
Molecular function (GO): channel activity
Source: RefSeq, a predicted model, not a curated record
ACUCGAUAAUCCAACUCAAUAUUUCCCUCUUCGUUGUCUCCAAAACACACCAAAAAAAUACUCAAUCCAUUUUUAUUUUCGAUGUCUUGUUAAGAUUGAUACGGAGUUACCAUCGCAUUUUUUUUUACUGCAUCAUACUGGAUUAAGUGACACGUGUUCAGGCUACUAUCAUGACUAAAUUGUGGAAAGGUAAAGAUAUAAUCGGUCUUGAGGAGGUCUCAAGGAUCGACUUCCUGGUGCCACUGUUCGGUGAAGCUCUGGGGACAUUUCUUCUAGUUCUCAUCGGAUGCGCGUCAUGUGUUACAUGGAAUCCGGAUUAUCCUCCGAUGGUGUUGCACAUCGCCUUCACCUUUGGUCUCGCGGUCGCUGCUCUCGCCCAGGUGCUGGGACCCGUCUCGGGCUGUCAUGUCAAUCCCGCUGUCACUAUUGGUCUUCUAGCCAGUGGUAAUUGCAGUAUUCUCAAAGCAUUGUGUUAUGUUGUAUGCCAGUGCUGUGGGGCAAUUGCUGGAGCUGCUGUUUUGAAGGUGGUGAUUCCGCCGGCGGCUCAAACCCAUGGUCUGGGAGCAACAAUCCUAGGUGCAAACGUCGAUGGAGGACAGGGUGUCCUGAUGGAGGCGAUAGUAACGUUUCUACUGGUGCUCGUUGUCCACGCAGUAACGGACCCCAAAAGACCGGACACCAGGGGCUGGGCCCCCCUGGCAAUUGGCCUGACAAUAUCCGUGGCUCAUAUGGCGGCAGUCCCUAUCACUGGGAGCAGCAUGAAUCCAGCCAGAACCCUCGGUCCAGCUGUGAUCCUUACGGAAUGGAACAAUCACUGGAUCUACUGGGUUGGUCCAGUCCUCGGUGGUGUCGUUGCAGGUGGUCUUUACAAAACAGGACUUCGAGUCAAGUCCAAGGAGGACGACGAGGCUUCCUAUGACUUCUAAAUCCUCUUCUCCGAGCAAAACUGUAUUUGAAAGCGGGCUUUCGAUAAAUACACCAAUUAGCUUUAUCUCAUCGUCAUUUUAAUUAUGUAAAAAUUGCAAUUGUCUAUUUGUUCUUGCAGCAAUAAUCGUGACCUUUCGUUGAAGAAAAUUCACUAGGAAAUUGAACGUGGAUAUUCAUAACAUAACAAAAAAGACAGUGGAAAAAUAAUUUUCAAUCAAUUUAUGAAGAGAUCUCCCGUUUCUCAUCGAUAUCUUUCCUUGGGACGUUUUUAAUUGAAUUUCAUAAUAACUAAUGACGUUUUCGUUUGAAUGUUUCAUCUGCAGCGAUAGAAUUUCCUUCUGAAUUAUUUCAUACGUGUCUCCUUGCUUUAAGAUUCAAAGAACAAUGAAGAGAAUUGAAAAAUGGUAAUUGUAUGAUAUUUCGGUAAGACAUGCGCACAUCGGUAAACAAGUGCAAACUUUUCUCCUUAUUUCUAUUAAGAUAACGAUUCUACUCGUGCUUAUUAAGUAUUAAUGUCAAUUAAGGUUUUGUAUAUAUUGUACUUACGAUUCUAGUAUUAUAACACGUACCUCUGUAAUUGCACCCAGUUUUUUAUGUACAACAGUUCGAAACAUAAGAUUAUUAAAAUGCAGAUUAUGCAAAA